AUGUCGCAACUGUCAUUUGAUGAUAAUAACGAGUCUCAUUUUAGAAUUCUCUAUACAAUCUAUUGCCAACUCAUGACUACUGACUAUUGUCUAAGAUAUGGUUCUCAUUGGGAAAUGAUUGGAUUUUAAGGCACUGAUCCAGCUACUGAUCUUAGAGGUGCUGGUAUACUUGGAUUAUUGUAAAUGCUUGCUUUCAUAACAGAAUAUAAAAUAUAUAUCAAGUAAACACUCAAGAUCUUUCAAGAUAUCAAAAUCCCAUUCAGUAUCACUCUUAUCAAUAUUACAACCUUUGUUUUAGUUAGUCUCAAAGACAAUAAAUUAAAUUAACUAAUAAAUUAAGAAGAUUCUGUUAUCAGUGUUAUCAAUAAAUUAUACUUUGCAGGCUUCCAUUUAUUGACCAAAAUUCUUAAAAAAGAACAAAUUACUUUCCACACUAUAGGAAAUCAUUUGACUCAUAUAAGGAAGUUAAUACAUGAAUAACCUCAGAAACUAAUCAGAGAGUUUCAUUCAGAUAUUCAAAGAUUUUAUAAAAUUAAUAACAUCUGA
Paramecium tetraurelia is the source of this 546-nucleotide messenger RNA. RefSeq lists its product as uncharacterized. Lineage: Eukaryota; Ciliophora; Oligohymenophorea; Peniculida; Parameciidae. The transcript is spliced from 2 exons. The record is from RefSeq and is a predicted model, not a curated record.